AUGUUCUUUGACGACACUUGUCGUGCUCGCAACCUGGUCAGGUCUGCUGCUACUACGGUACUUAAGAAAGCCCCGUGGGGGCUGAUGCUUCUUUUGUCUGUUGUCAUUUAUGGCUCGCACGCUCCUCUCUUGACUCUCUGCAAGGACAAUGGGAAGAUCCCAUUCAGUGCCUCGUCUGUGGUGGUUUUGAUUGAGCUGACCAAGCUGGCGCUCUCCUUGGUUUUUCUGCUGAUCUGGGAUUGGAAGCAGCUCAGACUCUCCGUGUCGUGGCAACACGCAGCUCCUUUUGCUCUCUCGGCACUGUUGUAUGCAGCCAACAACAACUUGGUGGUCCACAUGCAGCUGUUCAUGGAUCCCAGCACCUACCAGGUGCUGAGCAACUUGAAAAUCGGCAGCACGGCCCUCCUUUACAGCAUGUUCUUGCGCCAAAGACUCACGCCCCGUAAGUGGGCAGCCCUCUCCCUGCUGACAGCUGCUGGGGUGCUGUAUACCUACGGAGGACUCCAGGAUGUUCAGCGCUCUCCUGCCUCUGCCAUGGAGCUGCAUAUCACACCCGUUGGCCUGCUGCUGAUCUCUGUGUACUGCUUGAUUUCUGGCCUUUCUGCCGUCUACACCGAAGUUACCUUGAAGGCCCAGGAUCUGCCUCUCAACCUCCAAAACCUUUUUCUUUAUUUUUUUGGUGUUUUGUUGAACGUGGCCAUCCAUCUGUUGAGCGCGUCGGCCACCGGGUACCUGGAGGGUUUCUCGUCGUGGGUGGUGCUAGUUAUUGUCAGCCAAGCCCUGAAUGGUUUGAUCAUGUCUGUGGUCAUGAAGCACAGCAAUAAUAUCACCAGGCUUUUUGUGAUCUCCUCCUCCGUGAUGGUGAAUGCCCUUCUCUCUGUCCUGUUGUUCAGCCUGCACCUCACUGCCUUUUUCUUCCUUUCCGUUCUUCUCAUUGGCCUGGCUGUGCACUUGUAUUACGGAGUCAGAUAG
Messenger RNA from Euleptes europaea (tarantolino), 972 nucleotides. Its product is annotated as probable UDP-sugar transporter protein SLC35A4. Bases 1 to 972 code for a protein of 323 amino acids. Gene Ontology annotation, biological process: pyrimidine nucleotide-sugar transmembrane transport. NCBI's taxonomy places the organism in Eukaryota, Metazoa, Chordata, Lepidosauria, Squamata, Sphaerodactylidae. The record is from RefSeq and is a predicted model, not a curated record. The transcript has a single exon. Gene Ontology annotation, cellular component: Golgi membrane. Gene Ontology annotation, molecular function: pyrimidine nucleotide-sugar transmembrane transporter activity.